GGCGUGCAUAGGUGGGCACACCUGGGCUGAGACUGGGCUUAUAGGGGCGGCGUCACAGGGACGCCAGGGGAAGCAGCAGAACAAGAGCAGAGCCAGCAGAGCAGCAGAGACCACGAGAGAAUGCCGGAGAGCCCAGAAGGAGUGAAGAAUUGCCAGGGGCUGGGAGGCUGGCAGGCCGGCACCCCUGCCUGCCCCAUACCUGGUAAAAGCUCAAUAAAAGCCUGAAAAGCCACGGAGGGCUCCAGGACUCUCCUUUACUGGUCUGCCCGGAUCAUAGAGAUCCUGCUCUGUGCCUUCCUGCCGCUACAACCAGGACUCACAACACAUAACCGUCUCACACCCAUUCUGGUGCAGGCAUCUAAGAUGUAAAUUGCAAGUCAAAGUUUGUGUAAGGGCAGCGUCACGGGGAUGCCAGCAGAAUGAACAGCAGAGAGCAGAACCACGAGAGAGCAGCGGAGAUUGCCAGGGAACCCCGGAGAGUGCAGGUAAAGUGAAGACUUGCUGAGGACUCUAGGACUCUCUUCUCCUUACCUGGUCUGCUGGAUCAGAAACCCUGCUCAGUGUCUUCCUGCCGCUACAGUUUGCACACCAUGAGCAAUAUUGCUUCGCAGGGCUUAAUGUACAGUCUGAGCAAAAAGAGGAAGUCUCCUCUGCUGAAUGUGCAAGAGGAAGCACAAGAAGAUUGUAAGGCCUGUGAGCUGCAAUGACUGCUGUAAGCCAUGAGCCAAUUGCAGAGGCGACAGGAAGACAAGCACACCAACCAGGCUGGGUCCCUCCACCCAGUGGGUGUCACCGCCCAGGCUGAAGGUGUUUGGGGAGAUCAGGCAUUGCUGUCUGGAUGCGCCUCUCUUGGGGGCCAUCAUGUCUUUAACCUCAGCCUACCAGCAUAAGCUGGCCGAGAAGCUCACUAUACUGAAUGAUCGAGGCCAGGGGGUUCUCAUCCGUAUAUAUAACAUCAAGAAGACUUGUUCAGAUCCCAAAUCCAAGCCAUCUUUCUUACUGGAAAAGUCUAUGGAGUCAUCUCUCAAACACAUCAACAAGAAAUUUCCCAACAUAGAUGUCCGCAACAGCACGCAACAAUUAGGGCCCAUACAGCGGGAAAAAACAGAGAUUAUUAGACUCCUGACCAACUACUACCAGUCGUUUGUGGAUGUCAUGGAAUUUCGGGAUCAUGUAUACGAACUGCUCAACACCAUUGAUGCCUGCCAGUGCCAUUUUGAUAUUAAUCUUAACUUUGACUUCACUCGGAGUUACCUGGACCUGAUUGUGACGUACACCUCAGUUAUUUUACUUCUGUCACGGAUUGAGGAUCGAAAAAUACUCAUUGGCACGUACAACUGUGCUCACGAGAUGCUCCACGGGCAUAGCGAUUCCAGUUUUGCCCGUCUGGGUCAGAUGGUCUUGGAGUAUGACCAGCCUCUGAAGAAAUUGACAGAAGAGUUUGGGCCUCACACAAAGGCUGUAAGUGGGGCCCUCCUCUCUCUGCACUUCCUCUUUGUCCGAAGGAACCACGGGGCUGAGCAGUGGCGCAGUGCCCAGCUUCUAAGCCUCACUAGCAGCCCAGCAGCCAUGAUUAACCCUGCUCAUUCAGACACAAUGGCGUGUGAGUACCUGUCUGUGGAAGUGAUGGAGCGUUGGAUUAUCAUUGGGUUUCUUCUUUGUCAUGGGUGCCUCAACUCCAACGCCCAGUGCCAGAAGCUGUGGAAGCUGUGUCUGCAGGGCUCCCUGUACAUCACCCUCAUCCGGGAGGACGUGCUCCAGGUGCACAGGGUCACUGAGGAGCUGUUUAGCAGUUGCAAAGGGUACGGCAAGCGCGUGGCAGAUGUCAAGGAGAGCAAGGAGUAUGUCAUUGCGAACAGCGGCCAGUUUCAUUGUCAGCGGCGGCAGUUUCUGCGGAUGGCAGUGAAGGAGCUGGAGACUGUGCUGACCGAUGAACCAGGGCUGCUGGGUCCCAAGGCCCUGUUUGCUUUCGUGGCCCUGUCCCUCAUUCGUGAUGAGGUCACCUGGCUGGUUCGUCACGCAGAAAAUGUCACUAAGACAAAGACUCCGGAGGACUAUGCUGACUCGAGCAUUGCAGAGCUGCUUUUCUUAUUGGAGGAGAUUAGGGCUCUGGUCCGAAGACACGUCAAAGUGAUCCAGAAGUACCACCUUCAGUACCUGGCCAGAUUCGAUGCCCUUGUGCUCAGUGAUGCCAUUCAAAACCUUUCUGUGUGUCCUGAGGAGGAAUCCAUCAUCAUGUCCUCGUUUGUCAGCACUCUCUCCUCUCUGAAUCCCAAACAAGUUGAUAAUGGAGAGAAAUUUGAAUUCUCUGGAUUGAGGCUGGACUGGUUCCGCCUGCAGGCGUAUACCAGUGUGGCUAAGGCGCCCCUGCACCUGCAUGAGAACCCCGACUUAGCCAAGGCCAUGAACCUCAUCAUCUUUCACUCCCAAAUGCUGGACUCAGUAGAGAAAGUGUUGGUGGAAACUUCAGACCUGUCUACUUUCUGCUUUCACGUCCGUACCUUUGAGAAGAUGUUUGCUAUGACCCUGGAGGAACCUACCAUGCUGCGUUAUGCCAUUGCUUUCCCCCUGAUUUGUGCUCAUUUUGUCCACUGCACUCAUGAGAUGUGCCCAGAGGAGUACCCCCACCUGAAGAACCAUGGCCUUCAUCGCUGCAAUUCCUUCCUGGAGGAGUUGGCCAAGCAGGCCAGCAACUGUGUCCUGGAGAUCUGUGCUGAGCAGCGCAACCUGAGUGAGCAGCUUUUACCUAAGCACUGCGCCACGACCAUCAGCAAGGCCAAGAACAAGAAGACCAUGAAGCACAAGCAGACUCCCAGAAAAGGAGAGCCCGAGAGGGACAAGCCGGGAGCGGAGAGUCACCGGAAGAACCGCGGCGUCGUCACCAACAUGGACAAGCUCCACUUACACCUGACAGAGUUAGCGCUGACAAUGAAUCAUGUGCAAAGCUUCUCUGUGUUCGAACACACUAUCUUCCCUUCGGAGUAUCUCAGCAGCCACCUGGAAGCCAGACUCAACAGAGCCAUCGUGUGGCUGGCUGGCAAUAAUGCCACAACCCAGGAGAUUGCAAGACCUUCUGAGCUGUUGGCAGGAGUCAAGGCCUACAUCAGUUUCAUACAAUCGCUGGCCCAGGUUUUGGGUGCAGAUGUUUCCAGAGUCAUCCGCAAUGCCCUCCUGCAGCAGACGCAGCCUCUGGACUCGAGUGGGGAGCAGACGAUCACCACUCUCUACACAAAUUGGUACCUGGAGAGUCUGCUUAGACAGGCCAGCAGCGGCACCAUCCUCUUCUCCCCAGCCAUGCAGGCCUUCAUCAGCCUCCCCAGGGAGGGGGAGCAGAACUUCAGUGCGGAGGAGUUUUCUGAUGUCUCUGAGAUGCGGGCCCUGGCUGAACUUUUGGGCCCCUACGGCAUGAAGUUCCUGAGUGAAAACCUGAUGUGGCACGUGACCUCCCAGAUUGUGGAACUGAAGAAGCUGGUGGUGGAAAACAUGGAUGUCCUUGUUCAGAUCAGGUCCAACUACAGCAAGGCCGACUUGAUGGCUUCUCUGCUGCCCCAGCUGAUGGGGGCGGAUAAUGUGCUGAAGCGCAUGACCAUCAUUGGUGUCAUCCUCAGCUUUAGGGAAGUGGCCCAAGAGGGACUUCGGGAGGUUUUCUCCUCCCAUUGCCCCUUUCUUAUGGGCCCCAUUGAGUGCCUGAAGGAGUUCGUCACCCCGGACACAGACAUGAAGGUGACCUUGAGUAUCUUUGAGCUGGCAUCCGCCGCAGGAGUGGGCUGUGACAUUGACCCAGCCCUGGUGGCUGCCAUUGCCAAUCUGAAAGCUGAUUCAUCGUCCCGCGAGGAAGACUACAAGGUGGCCUGUCUGCUCCUGGUCUUCGUCGCUGUUUCCCUCCCACUCCUCGCCACUGACCCGUCUUCCUUCUACAGCAUAGAGAGGGAUGGUCACAACAACAAUAUUCACUGCCUGACCAAAGCCAUCAUCCAAGUGUCCGCCGCCCUCUUCACGCUCUACAACAAGAACAUCGAAACUCAUCUUAAGGAAUUUCUGCUGGUGGCCUCUGUCAGCCUCCUGCAACUGGGCCAGGAGACUGACAGGCUCAAAACCAGAAAUCGGGAAUCCAUUUCUCUGCUCAUGCGCCUGGUGGUGGAGGAGUCAUCCUUCCUGACCUUGGACAUGCUGGAGUCCUGCUUCCCUUACGUCCUGCUCCGAAAUGCCUAUCGGGAGGUGUCCCGGGCCUUCUACCUGCAACGAAUGCAAGCCAAUACCCACUGAUGGGGCCUCUGGAUCUGCCUAAACCCAGGCCCUCCUGGACGCUGUGGCCAUUUUCUCAUGGGGUGGGGUCACUGGGGACAGGGUCGGGAGCCAGAGCGGAUGACAAGCACACAGAGGAACAGUCCAGGCCUGAGAAAUCAUGGGGAAGUGGGGCGGGAGGUGGGGGGAUGGAGGACAGCUUAGAAACAGGGAAUUGGGGCCACGUGGGAAUUCUUCACAAUGAAAAAAAAAAAAGUGACUUAGAAGUCUGUUUUCUCCCCUCUGGUGGCCAGAGCGUGCACUGGGACUGGCAUGGGUCUCUCCGACCUUCAUCACUACUCGGGGCUGACGCUGGCGGCCAGAGAUGAUCUGUCAUCACUUUAAACCGUAAUGAGCUUACACCCCUCCCGCUGGGGCUGCGCUGUCUCCUCCACAUUCAUGAGCCCCCAUCUCCUCUCCUCCUCCCGCCAUGUGCUCAGUGAACGGUCAGCCUGCUCCUACUGUACCGUGGGAGCGACGGAACCCCUCUUUUCUUUCAUGGGGGCUCCAUUUAGGAGUCCCGGGGCCUCUGCCUCCAGCUCUGCGCCCCACAGGGGCAGUGAGGAGGGGCUCUGGAAAGACUGUCACUGGGCCUGGUUCCCCCCACCCGCUCCGUGCUCUCCCAUCCCUGUGGGUUAGGAGGAAGUUCCUUUAUUUCUUUCACCUUGACCUCACCUGCUUUUUCUUUGACAUUACCACAGCCCAGGGACAGUCUAGGUGCAGUUAAAGUGACAUCACAACUAACUGGCCCUGAGUCAUGCUGGUUUCCCUUCCAAGCCAUUUGGGGGUGCUCCCCCUGCUUCCUGGAGGGACUUAUUUAAACCAGAUCCCUUUGUCAUCCUGGGUACCUCUUGCUCCAGGCAGGGAUUUCUCUUCUAGAUCUUAAAUUUCAUAGCGCUCAUUAGGUUAUAAGGCCCUGAAAGUGGGUAUACUUGAGGGAGGUUCAAGCUGUUUCAACUUAGCCCUUUUCUGCACUAAUUAGAAUUUUCAAGUGUCACAAAGCCUGGGGCAUUCAAGAUAGCAGAAAACUGGGUUUAGUCAACUCCGUGGAGGGAACAGUGCCUUCCACCCAUGGCUUCUGUGCACCUACUGCAGGGAGGACCAGAGCAACAGCUCAUCCACGUCACCGGUCCGGAGUGGCUGGCAUGGGCAAAUGUAGUCAGCCGGCUGAUUAAUGAGGGUUAAGGCCGUACUUCCAUAAUGAAAGGGAAGCGAAUUGGAAGGAAGUUGAUUUUCAGCAAAACCAUUUGGCCGACAUUAAAGCUAUGUGAUA
Messenger RNA from Talpa occidentalis (Iberian mole), 5557 nucleotides. It is a transcript of the gene NCKAP1L, whose product is annotated as NCK associated protein 1 like. The coding region runs from base 862 to 4266 and encodes 1134 amino acids. The record is from RefSeq and is a predicted model, not a curated record. The transcript has 34 exons. NCBI's taxonomy places the organism in Eukaryota, Metazoa, Chordata, Mammalia, Eulipotyphla, Talpidae. Gene Ontology annotation, cellular component: SCAR complex. Gene Ontology annotation, biological process: cell morphogenesis; cell projection assembly; cell migration.